This is a messenger RNA of Leishmania braziliensis MHOM/BR/75/M2904, 5094 nucleotides long. RefSeq lists its product as hypothetical. The transcript has a single exon. Lineage: Eukaryota; Euglenozoa; Kinetoplastea; Trypanosomatida; Trypanosomatidae. Bases 1 to 5094 code for a protein of 1697 amino acids. The record is from RefSeq and is a predicted model, not a curated record.
AUGCACGCCGGCAGCUCUACUAGAGAGCAAGAGGCAACAGCACCUCAUCCACUUCCUCUUCCACCCCAUGGCGCCACACCCGUCAGUGUCGGUGGCGCUGUCGCGUCCUCCUCCGGCGUCUCUCACUCUUCGCGCGCCAAGAGCAGAAAACCAGCUGUCCUUGCCACCCUGUGGCUAGACGCGGAUCACUACACGUAUGAGGCGCUCUGUACUGCUGGCGCAGCUGCUGUCAUCGUGCGCCCCUCACAGUGUGAAGAGGGGGAGAGCGACGCUCUCCACUCCGGCGAGAUUCAUGCAGGUGAUAUGCGGGACAGACAGGGCCUGCCGGUUGACAGUACAGCGACAGGUGAUGAUUUGUCAAUGGGCCCUCGAUCCCCACCUCCACUUCGUCUAGCACAACACGAGGGUAUGACGGCCGCGCGCAGACGCCCAUCCUCCUCAGCGAGAGCAUCAGCCAUUAGCGCAGCCACCGACGGCACCAAAAGGCACGAGGCCUGCAAAGGGGGUGAGCCAAAACAGAAGGCGAGCGGUCGUACCGUGGCAGAUGACGUGGCGCACCGAAGCUCCCCUGCUGCGUCAUCCGCUGGUGCACGCGCAGCGCAAAGCACUUCCUCUGGCCUUUUGCCUCUCUCCCCAGGCGAUGCUGAUGUGCGCCUUGACAUUCUCGAAGAGGUAGAGCUGUGCAAUGUGACCCCCAUCCUGCCUCGCACCUUUGCUGUAGAGCAGCUCGUGCAGCAGCUUGUGCCGUGUACUUACAUCUUCGCGCCCCACGCGCCACCCCCACCUAGUGCGACACGUGCGUCGUCUGCUAAGCGCGCUGAGGCUGACGCCAACUCCCCUUCAUCGGCUGCGCCCGCGCACGGGUUCAAUGCCCCCCCUCCUCGCACGCCUUUGACAGGUCAGUGUCUUGCGCACUUGCGAAAGGUGUCUGAUCAGCAUCUUGCACUUCUGCGCGGGGCGACCAGCACACCGGUGACGCCAGAGGUCGUGGCGAGCGCUUCGGCAGUGAACGGUGCGUCUCGUACGCGCAUGGUGCCGUCCACCGUUCCAGUAUACAUGCAAGCCACAUCGCUGGCGGUGUGCGGAGGCAGCGACCAUGACCGCUUGACAGCAACGUACACCGGCAAGGGCGGAGACGGCGAUCCUCAUAAGCGUGGCGAACAGGAGAGCGCGAGGGAGUGGAAAGAAGAGGUGCUCCUCACCGGUGGGGUGUGCCAGUCGUUGCUCUCGCGGCUGGCGGACCCGAGCAGCAACGAGAGCGAUAUGGAAGUGGCUUUGGCUCACGAGACCGAUGCACGGCAGGCUGCCGUCGAAGACUCUGCAGCACCUUUGCACUCUGAGGGCUUGCCCUUGGCUAGCAACGACAACGCUCCUACACUACGAGAAGCAAGCGAGUCAGUCUCAUCCAUCAGCGCAUCGGUGGCAGCAGGGGUCUUUUCCGUGACGGCCACAUGUGAGACUUUUCCUCACUGCACACUCAGUGAGGGUAGUUCAUGGCGGCUCCGUGGGCGACCGGCUCCAACGCCAGGGCCCCAAACAUCGUCUGCAUCGCUGACGUCAGCUGCGGUGGAGACUGCAGGCAGCUGCUGCCACACGGAAAGGAUUGCAUGGGUGUCAUUUGCCGCCGCGCAGGCUCGCUACGAGCAGUACCGUCAGCUUCUGCUUCAGAGACACACAGGCGGGGCCAACUUUCCCAUGAGCCCCAGCACGGGUGACUCCGCAUCCACGAAUUCGCGAAAAGUGGAGGACCGCCAAACACGAUUGGAGGAGCAGAGCGCCAUGCCAGACGUGGCGCAAUCCGCACUUUCACAGUGCACAGCCGCGACGUCCGACUUCACGGCGGACUUCGAAACAGUUCAGAAGUUCUGGACCACUGCUGCCGCAGCCCCUCUCGCCCCGUCCUUCAUGGCGACUGAUAUGGCGACAGACCCGGCGGUCUCUGAAAUAGGCCCCACAGACACUGACCUCGACGAUGCCAAUGUGUUGGCCUUGAGCACCGCCCUUUUCCCGCUGCACAGCAGUCCGCAGCUUCCCCUACCGCUCACAUUGUCAAAGCAGCAUCAUAUGGCAGAGCAGUUGUCCCUACGUGCGAGUCAACAGCGGCAGUGUGGCGCUGUUGUAGAGUGGUCUUCCGGCACUGUGAGCUACACCACUGACACGCUGGGGCUCUACGAGGAGCAGCGGGUGCAUUCACAGCGCCUUUAUCAUGUGCUUCCACCCUCCCCUCCCUCCCUUCCUCUCGCUUCUGCGGUGCCGAGCAAGCGCUCCGUGAGCGUUGCUCGUGGCGACGGCAGCUUUAGCAACGUCGCAGCCACAGAAGAUCGGUCAAGUUUGCGAGGUGUUGUGCUCGCUCAGCUGCAGCGGCUUAGUCGCCUCCGCAGUGCUGAAUGCGCUGCUGCUCACGGUGAAGUGGCGCUGGAAAGUGAGGACACUAUCGAGCCUCCCGCGCGUGAGAAUGCCGUUGCUGUGACUGGGGCGACACGCCUUUCACCCCAACCGCCUACGCCCGUGACGAGGAAGCCGUCGCCGCCGUCGAGCAGCUUUUCAGCGCCUACAUCUCCUAACAUCAUGCCUGCGGUGGCUCUCUCCGCCCACCAGUGCCGCUGCUAUCGCUGUCUUCCCCUUAAUGUGCAGUUCGCGCAGGUGCCGUCGCUGACGUUACCUGUGCUGCGCCGCUACCUUGACGUGCUCCAUCGCACGGCUCUCCCGGGACUUUCCACACAGCAGCGGCGUCAGGGUACUACUCUCGCGUCCGCUGUGGAGGUCAGCGCCGUUUCUUCAGCUGAGGAAGCGCCAGAACUGGCGUCGCAGCGAGAACCGUCUUCCAGGACGGCCGCAGUAGCAAGGAGGGGGGGUCUUCCAGCGGAAGAGGUCGGUACCGGCCCCCACGCGUCCAGAGAUGGGUGCUGUGGCCGUGCGCGCGCCCAUCACAGCGGUCGUCGCCGACGCUGCGGGGCGGUGGACGACGUGACGGCCGCAAACGGCGCCAAGCGGAGCAAAAAGGCGUGCGAAGCGACGCCUGUGUCGGCGCCAAGCCGCCCUCACGCACUGCAGGCAGGUGGCGACGCCCAACGAAUGCGUGGCGUAGACGAUCCGCUGACGGUCUUCCCAGUGCUGCAGUGGUGGCUGGACCGCAGACAGGAAGGCGGCAGGCCUACCCACGGAACACCACCAAACGGGAAGCGCACCAGGACUGAGACGAGUGAUGCCGCUCUGCAGUCGUCCGACGGCGUCCAGCGGUGCGACCGCGCACCUUCGCAGCUGGUGGCACAGAUGACAACAGGGCAUCGGCACCACGGGGAAGCCUGUGCGUCUGGCCAGGAUCGUCCUCGCACCUCUGACAGUAGCUUUCCUUCAGCUGUACCCACCGAGCCCUCGAGCGCCGAUGUGGUUUCUCUCGACUGGGUUGAUGAUGCAGUGCUGGACGAAGUUGUCGUGGUAGGUAUCGUGCCGCGCGGGUAUCCGCACCAGCUGCAGCUUGUUGCACCAUCUCGUGCCUUCUGCCUGAUCCUCAUUCAACGGCUGGAGGAGGUUGCCGAGGCAGCCGUGCCGAUCCUCGGGUUCAUGAUACCGCCCCAUCCAGCUCCGCCCUUUCCUCUGCCAGGUGGCAUGAACAGGGCGCCAGAGGCGGCAGCGGCAACGGCAACGGCCAGUACGUCUUCGGAUACCACCUCCGAGUGGCGGGCCUGGCUCGAGGAGCAGUACUUCACCGCCAUGUGGACAACGCUGCGGCAACGACUGACUUCAAUAGAAUGGCGUACUGUGCUGCAAGAGGCAUGUGACUCUCCCUUUCUCGCGAGAUGGACCAAAGCGGCGGCUGUCGGAUCCGGCAGCAAGAGCGCCGUCUUCCGUGACCAUACACUACGCCCCGGACCCGGGCUUAUGACAACGGCAAGCGAGAGAGGAGUGUCAGGGUCACCUGCGGCGGAGAGGCACAAAGGUGAGGCGGCCGUACACGAGGCUCUUCACGGCAUGCAGACAAGCGUGCGUCGGGCUGCGGAGUUGCACACCACUGCCUGCCUCAGCACUACCGAGGACCUUGUUGCCCGUGUUAUCCUCACAGCGCUGGUUCCUAUUCUGCACCGGCGCAUCACCGUCAUGUACGAACUGUUGCGCCAUUUCGCCUCCAAGUCGCUUUACAUGUCGCACCGCAUGCAGUGCGACGCGUAUCAGCACUGGUACAGCAUGACGCCGUCUCCUGCGGCUGUGCUACGGCUGUUACAGCGCAGUGGACGCUUCAGCAGAGCCCUGGCGCGGUGCUACCCGCAGUAUGACCUUUCUCCCGUAAUGCUAUCCCCGCUGACGACACUAGACGGCGGUGGCCAAGGAGGUGCGGCGACACGGGCCGCAGCGGCAUCGACGUCGCUCCCUUCGAGCCCGCUUAGCCACGCAAUGGAUGAGGCUGGUAACUCCACAGCUGCCCGUGACGUUACGGCUAGCGAGUCAGAGGUGACUGCGGGGUCGUUGUCAACGCAUGAGGAUUACUCUCCUCAACUCGAGGACAUCUCAGCCACCCACGCGGAAACCUCUCCAGCGCGCUGUCAGGCACGUGCAACAGCGACGGUGGAGGGCCGGGACGUGGAGAGUCCUCCGUCUCUGUCCUCAUCAUCUUCGCCGACGACCACAGCGGCACCAAUGGCCGCGACGUCAGCGUGGAUGUCGUUUCUUCCAUCUUCCAGCGACGAGCCGUCUCUGCAAGCGCCGCCACAGCCGCCGCCGCCGCCGCCGCCGCAGCAGCAGCAGGCGGUGAUGACGUACGUGCCAGAGUCGGCGCUGCUUGACCCUCGCUAUCUCCAGCGCUUCGCCUGGUGGAUGCACCGUGUCCACCACGGCGCUGGAACGAACGGUAGUGGCAGCGCUACCAGCAGUGGCAGCAGUGGCACCGGCGGAGUCGGUGUUGGUGCACCGCCACAUUCUCGAGUGGCUAGCACAGUGCACAUACCGGGUGACUAUCUGCGCGUGCUGCCCAUGCAGGAGCAAGACGCCUCUAUCCGCACUGUGCUGCGCAGCCUGGCGCAGAAGGGCCGCACGCUGGACUUGUGGGAGAUGAGUCAGCAUAUUAACAGCCACCACGCGUCGUACGUGUACCACUGA